CCACCAGAAGAAGGUUGCCGCCGGAUGAUUGGAUGCUGUGUUGUUUUUGCCCCGCAGCUCAGUGCCAUCAACUACUUGGCCAAUCCGACUCCGGAUUCUGGAAACCAUGAUUAACGGACUCACCGGAAUGGAAAAGGCCUCCCCUGGCUUUGGAAAUGAGCGUUGGAGGGUUCUUGAAUUUUACAGUGGGAUUGGCGGCAUGAGAUACUCGCUGAAGAAAUCAGGCGUGAAUGCAGAAGUUGUGGAAGCAUUUGAAAUUAACGACAGAGCCAAUGAUGUUUACGAGCAUAAUUUUGGUCAUCGUCCUUUUCAGGGAAAUAUUCAAAGCCUGACGGCUACCAAUCUGGAUGGAUACGGAGCAGAUGCAUGGCUUCUUUCUCCUCCUUGCCAACCUUACACUAGACAAGGUCUCCAGAAGGACACUGGUGAUACUCGGGCAUUCUCCUUUCUUCAGAUUCUUGAACUUAUGCCAUUAUUAAAGCAUCCUCCAAGCAUGUUAUUUGUGGAAAACGUUGUUGGAUUUGAGACAUCUGAUACGCAUGCAAAAAUGAUUGAAAUAUUGGAAAAAACAAAUUUUGUCUCUCAGGAGUUCAUUUUGAGCCCAUUACAAUUUGGAAUCCCCUACUCGAGGCCGCGUUAUUUUUGUCUGGCGAAAAGAAGACCUUCAUCCCUUGUAAAAGAACGUCAGAACAGCAUACCGAUUCAAUCUCCCAGACCAUUAUUUGAGCAUGAAGAUACAGUGACUGAUGAAUAUGUUUUGUCGCAAAAGGACUGGGAUAAGUUGUUGCAAUCUUGUCAGCCAAUUGAACAAUUUCUUGAAUUGAAGAAUCCUGGCAAUGAUACAGACGUUGAAUCUGCAUCACUGGUCACUGAUUUACCCGGAGAUUCUGUUACAAGUUUGGAGAAACGUGAUGUUCGUGAAUAUGCUGGGGAAGUUCUCAACAGAGCCUCUUUAGACCAGUAUUCUGUUCCUUUGAGCUUGAUAGAACGAUGGGGAAGUGCUAUGGAUAUUGUCUAUUCUGAUUCAAAGCGCUGCUGUUGUUUUACAAAAAGUUAUUACAGAUAUGUGAAGGGAACUGGAUCACUUUUGGCAACUGUCCAGCCGGAGAGGAAGGACAAAACAUCACUGAAGGAACUGUGCCUUAGAUAUUUUACCCCAAGGGAGGUUGCAAAUCUACAUUCUUUCCCCGAAGAUUUUCAAUUUCCACAGCACCUAAGUCUUAGGCAGAGGUAUGCUUUGCUCGGGAACAGUUUAAGUAUAGCAGUUGUUGCUCCCUUACUACGCUAUCUUUUCACGAAUCCUUCGUGAUAUUCGACCACAUCAUAUGCUAAGCGGAUUCGGUUUUCUCGUCCACGCCCGUCACACAAAAUUUUGCAUGGUGAUGUGAUUAUAGAACUUGGUCAUCUUUGAAAACGCUGUAGGUUCUUUUUGUUUCAGUCGCGAAAAUGAAGUCUUAGGUGUGUUUGGCCUUCCUUUACCACACAAUUCAAUUUAUAAUGUAGUUCUUGUGACCGUUUGUCAAGACUGUCUAACGUAUUAUUAGUCAUGUGUGCUGUAGUAUUUUGUGAAUGCGUGGCCCGAUACCAAGAAAUUUACUGUUAGUAUUUUAUUA
Molecule: messenger RNA, 1613 nt
Organism: Prosopis cineraria
Lineage: Eukaryota; Viridiplantae; Streptophyta; Magnoliopsida; Fabales; Fabaceae
Product: tRNA (cytosine(38)-C(5))-methyltransferase 2
Exons: 10
Coding region: 107-1309 (400 amino acids)
Molecular function (GO): methyltransferase activity
Source: RefSeq, a predicted model, not a curated record